AUGGAUGCGCCGCCAGUCAAGCUCUCUGAGCUCCUCCGGCACCCGGACGACCUCGACAAGCUGCCUGCGCUGAAGCUCGAGUUUACGCGCAAAAAGGCCGCUGUCGACUCCCAGCUCCGCGGCGGCCUUCGUGAGCAGCUCGAGACGACACAAGCCGGCAUGAGCGGGCUGACGGAUGGCCAAAAGACGGUGCAGGCCAUCAAGGAGGAGAUGAUCAAGAUCGACCGCCUGUGCUCCGAGAGCCAGAACAUGAUCAAGGACUUUAACGCCAUCAAUCUUGUCUCCCAGGCCCACCGAAACUUUGGCGCCGUCGAAGCCAUGCGCAAGAACCUCGAAAUGUUCAACGAGCGGCUCAACGGCGUCGAGAUCAUGCUGCGGGGCGAUGAGGAGGACAAGGAGACCAUGCCCAACCUCCUGGCAACCCACUACGAGCUGACGCAGCUUCGAAAUAUUCGCGACGAUGCCAUGGAGCAGAUCACGAGAGCCGACGACGCCAGUCUGCUUGCGACAUUGGAGGACUACUUUUCUAGGCUGGAUGAGGCUAUCGACUGGUUCGACGAGCAUAUUGGUCUGAUUGCGCUCAACCAAAUCAACCUUUUAAUCGCCGAUAACAACAGCCUGGUUGUUCGUCUUGCCAUUAUUGUCGAGGCCGAGGAGAAGAGUGAUCAGAGGGUAUUGGCCCUGCAAGAAGCAUUAAAGGAUCACAAGGAGAUGGCGACAAGAUUCCAAGCCAUUACUGAGGGCGCGAAAAAGGUGCGCGGCUACAAGGAGAAGUUUUUACAAGCCAUCAGCCUCAACUGCGAACAACAAUUUGGCGAAGUUAGAGAAGAAUUCCUGGGCGAUCCCGACGGAUUGAGCAAAAUGAUGAAGUGGUAUUUCAACGACUUGAAUGCCGUCAAGCAGGGCAUGGUGCCCCUGAUGCCCAAAAAGUGGAAGAUCUUGAAGACUUAUGGCGACAUAUAUCACCAACUGAUGCACGACUUUCUCGUGGGCAUGAUUGAAGACCCCGAGUUCAGCUCGGCGCAUACUCUUGCCAUUAUCAACUGGCCUGAGAACUACUAUAAAAAGAUGAAGAAGCUUGGAUUCCCUGAACACGAACUCAAGCCACAUGUAAUCGACAAUCGCGAAGGAGAGUUGGUCAAGGGCUUCCGCGACCUCAUCAUCAAGUUCUUGGAUGAGUGGAUCGAGAGAAUUUUCGCGCAGGAGAGAAAAGACUUUGCAGACCGGAUGGUCGAGGGGUCUAACCUGGACGCCGACGAGUACGGAUACUUCCGUACCAGGAAUCUCGUGGAUAUGUGGCGCAUGUUGCGAGAACAAGUGGACGGCGCUGGUAACUCGGGCCGAACCGACGUUGCCGAGGGUGUGAUUGAUGCUAUGUUCUUGCGACUACGCGGCCGGCAGCAGUCGAUUCAAAAGAUGCUCGAAGACGAAGUGCUUAAAUACGAGUCCAACAAGUUGCCCGAUCUCGAGGGCAUGCAGCCCCUGCAAGACUGGCUCGUCGCCACUGCAAACGACCAGAUUGCUUGUGUGGAUGAUAUAGAAGAGGAACAGCGCUUCGGUUACUUGACCAGUUUCAAGCAAAAGUUCGAACCACUUGUUACACCGGCAUACCUGGAACGCGCAGAAGGAGAGUUUGAGCAGCUCCAGGGCAACUACUUUGAUCUAAGCACGUGGUGCUUGAGCAAGUUUGUCAGACUGGUCUUUGCUGUAGACUUUAAGAGUGCAAUGCCCACAUUCUUCACGCCAGAAUGGUACAGCAAGGCCACCAUGAAGCAGCUUAUUGCGACAUUUGAGGAAUACCUGGGCGAAUAUCGACCAGUCUUGCACCACGCCUUGUGCGACACCUUUGUCGAGAUCUUCGCAGACGAGCUCUUGGCGCGCUAUCUUAUGUGUGUACGCAACAAGACUGUCAAGUUCCGACGCACCGAUCCUUUCCAGGACAAGGUCUUUGACGAUCUCAAGACGGCUUUUGAGUUCUUUAGGGCGACUACUAAUAAUAGCGACACUAUUAUGCAAACUUGGCGCGUCACGGAACCCUUUUUGGAUUUGUUGACUGCUGAGAAGGAAGCAAUACCAGAUGUCUUUGAGGGCUUCAAGCUCAGGUACUGGGAUCUUCAGAUCAGCUGGGUGGAAGCAGUCCUCCGGUCGAGAGACGACUUUGAGAGAAGCAUGCUCAAUGCGGUCAAGGCAAGAGCGGCGCAGAUUGAGGUUACAAGAGGCCCGGAGACAAUCAUGGCCAAGGUGAAAUAG
Molecule: messenger RNA, 2250 nt
Organism: Pestalotiopsis fici W106-1
Lineage: Eukaryota; Fungi; Ascomycota; Sordariomycetes; Amphisphaeriales; Sporocadaceae
Exons: 1
Coding region: 1-2250 (749 amino acids)
Biological process (GO): exocyst localization; exocytosis
Cellular component (GO): exocyst
Molecular function (GO): SNARE binding
Source: RefSeq, a predicted model, not a curated record